This is a messenger RNA of Nerophis ophidion (straightnose pipefish), 5886 nucleotides long. It is a transcript of the gene slc1a4, whose product is annotated as solute carrier family 1 member 4. Gene Ontology annotation, molecular function: symporter activity; L-aspartate transmembrane transporter activity; L-alanine transmembrane transporter activity. Gene Ontology annotation, cellular component: plasma membrane. The transcript has 8 exons. NCBI's taxonomy places the organism in Eukaryota, Metazoa, Chordata, Actinopteri, Syngnathiformes, Syngnathidae. The record is from RefSeq and is a predicted model, not a curated record. Bases 296 to 1882 code for a protein of 528 amino acids. Gene Ontology annotation, biological process: L-serine transport; L-glutamate transmembrane transport.
CCUGCGAUGAGGGGCGUCUUGUCCAGGGUGUACACCGCCUUCUGCCUGAUUGUAGCAAAAAGGGAAUAAGCGGCAGAAAAUGGAUGGAUGGAAAAUAGAAAAAAAAAAUUGUGGACAAUUAAAAAAUAUCGUACCGAUUUGAUACUGACACUAGUUCCGAUAUCGGUGUUGUCGAUAGCUGGCUCGCCGUCACGCGGUCACGCCGGCUCCAGCCCUCGCGCGGGCGUCUCACUCAAGCCACGCGCUGCCCUGAGAGAACAUUCUGGUCUUCGCUCUCGGACACUUUCUAACCAAAAUGGAGAAAAAGAGCGAAAUUAACGGCCACGCCACGUCUGCUACCGCCGAGCGGCCCUCGGAGAAAGGAGCCCACAGGAGCGCGAAGGAGAUGGUGCUGGCGUUCCUGGGCAAGAACCUGCUGGUCCUCUUGACGGUUUCGGGGGUGGCGGUGGGCGUGGGGCUGGGCAUGCUGGUCCGCCACAUGGAGCUGACCAAGGCGCAGGUCACCUACUUCGCCUUUCCGGGCGAGAUGCUGCUCCGCAUGCUGAAGAUGAUCAUCCUGCCUCUGGUGGUCUGCAGCCUGGUGUCCGGCGCCGCCAGCCUGGACACGCGCUCCCUGGGCAAGCUAGGCGGCAUCGCGGUGGGCUACUUCCUGGGCACCACGCUCAUCGCUUCAGGCAUCGGCGUCGCCUUGGCGUUCAUCAUCAAGCCCGGCGUGGGCGCGGGCUCGCUCAACACCAACACGCUCGGUCUGGAGAGCAUCAGCAACGAUAAGGAGACCGCGGACUCCUUUCUGGACCUGGCCAGGAACUUAUUCCCGUCCAAUCUGGUGGCUGCUGCUUUCCGUUCUUAUGCCACCGGCUACAAGAUGGUUGCUUCAGGCAAUGACACCAAUGGCACUACCCUCUACCAAAAGGUGCCUGUUGGGACAGAAGCAGAUGGCAUGAAUAUCCUGGGUCUGGUGUUAUUUGCUAUGGUGUUCGGUGUGGCACUGAGGAAGCUUGGAGAUGAGGGCGAGGAACUUAUCCGUUUCUUCAAUGCCUUCAACGAGGCAACCAUGGUACUGGUGUCUUGGAUCAUGUGGUAUAUUCCCUUCGGCAUCAUGUUCCUGGUGGCCAGUAAGAUUGUGGAGAUGGACGAUGUGGUUUUAUUGGUCGCUAGCCUGGGAAAGUACAUCUUUGCUUCCAUUCUGGGCCAUAUCAUCCACGGCGGAAUCAUCCUGCCACUCAUAUACUUCGGCUUCACACGCAAGAACCCCUUCAGUUUCCUGUCUGGCCUCAUUACGCCCUUCACAACCGCCUUCGCCACCUGCUCCAGCUCAGCAACUCUUCCCUCCAUGAUAAAGUGUGUGGAGGAGAACAACGGCGUGGACAAACGCAUUAGCCGCUUCAUCUUGCCCAUUGGUGCCACAGUCAACAUGGAUGGAGCGGCCAUAUUCCAGUGCAUCGCUGCUGUCUUCAUCGCUCAACUCAACAACGUCGAGCUUGAUGCUGGACAGAUAUUCACUAUCCUGGUGACAGCCACCGCCUCCAGUGUUGGUGCAGCAGGCAUCCCAGCUGGUGGCAUCAUCACCAUUGCCAUCAUCCUGGAGGCCAUCGGCUUGCCGACCAAAGAUCUGUCCCUCAUGUUGGCUGUUGAUUGGAUUGUGGAUCGUACCACCACAGUGGUCAAUGUGGAAGGCGAUGCUCUGGGUGCCGGGAUCCUGCAUCAUAUCAACCAGCAGGAGGUGAAAAGGCAGCAGGAGGGGGAGGAAGGAGGUGAGCUGUCAGAAGUAAGGGUGGAAGCAGUGGCCAACAUCCAGGCAGAGGAGGAGACCUCACCUCUUGUCAGUCACCAAACCAAAACCCCGGAGGCUACACCGGAAGCCAUUGAGUCAAUCCUGUGAGCUUGUUUUUCUUUUGGAUUCAUUGCGUUGGUGUUGGAACACUGAUCUGACAGAUGAGUGAAACAAAUCAAGUCUGUCAGGAGCCUGUGAAUGCACACGUCACUGCCGGUUUUAUGGACUUAGUAGUAAAGUCAGAUUAGUGAGUUAAACAACUUUGCUUCAUGCGUUCACAUUAUGUAUAGACUGUCCCUCAAACAUUCCUGUCAAUGUGAAUUUGUUCAUCUUUAGACCAGAUAACAUUACAGACUUUAGAUAACAGCUUGGCACACAAAUGAUUGACGGUACGUGCCAUAUCUUUAUUAUGCCUGUGAUGCAUUCACUUGUUUGUGGUCAUCCGCUGAUGUUGACGAUGGUUUGCUUAUCCUCAUGUCAAACAUUAACCUGCUGGAAUGUGGAAAUUUGGCCCUUUUUUCCCAGUCCAACCUUACACCCUGCACCACGUUGACCCAUUUAGGACAGCUGGUUAUUGACAGUCGAGGAAAGGAAAACACCCUCUAAUACAAAUAUUAAUAAGUUCAAGCUAAUGAAAAUAUGUUUGAAAUGAAUACGUUUUUACAAUGUCCACACAUUGUAAUCGGCUAUAACCAAUUAUGUGUUAAAAUCCAAAAAGUGAUGAAAAUCUGCCAAACAUUUGAAAUGAAAGAAAAUGUCUGUUACCUCACUGAAAAUAUACAGCAACAAUCUUUUAUUUCCAAUUUCAAUUGGUUACCUUUCUGCUGGUGCUUGAAAAAAUAUAUAAAUAAUGUGAAUUUUGGGAAAUCAUGCCCCCUCUUAUGCAUAGUUUGUAUCAUUUAAAGGGAGCUAUACUUCUUUUUAGGAAUUUUGCCUAUCAUUACUUAUGUAAGACAAGAACACACAUGUUUUUCUGUAAUUGAAAGAGGUUCAUUAGGUCUUCAAAAAAAUUAUGCAAUUUGUUAUUCUUAUAGCCAGAACUGUUGUUUGAUUCUGAACCUCUAACUAUUGAUUAUUAUUAAUUAUUAUUGACAUCAAAAGUCCACUUAUAAUGUAGCCUAUAGGGGUUGUACUAUUCUGCCUAUCCAAACCUCCAUUAAAGUUUUAUUUACAUCCUGUAAGUAUGUAUGUAAUGUAGUAACAGGAACAUUUAUAAUAACAUGAAAUAUGUUUGUAUUUUGGACAUUUCAAGCAUUAAUUUUACAAACGCAUCACAACAUUCACUUUUUCCUUGGACAACAUCACUGAUUAUUAAUCACUGCAGACUUUAUGAGAGACAACAACAUAAUAAAACAUCACUUACCAUACACUGUCUGCUCUCAAUGGGAUGCCGACUGUCAGGAUGUAGAUAUGUUCCUAUUUAGAUGAAGAAUCAUUGCAAAGAAAAGAGGGGGUUUGAUCAAGCGUCUUUUCUUGUCUUUUUAACCAUCUCCAGGUUUAAAUUGGAUGCCAAUGUUGACCAACUUCUUAGAUUAUGUCCUUAACCUUCUAUUAAACUUUCACGAGUUCCGAAACAGCUAACCAGCAGGUGAUGUCAUAGAGCAGCACCAGUUGAUUUGUUCUCUGUGAUCACAGCGCUGCUAUAAAUAGUUUGUCUAUGUCAGCGCUUAUAAUAACACUAUCACUAGUACUUGGAUAAUAUUCAGGACUAUUGUUGGUGCUUUUUGGAUAGUUAUUUAGAGGGCUUAAUGGGCAGAAUAGAGGACCUCAUUGACUCCGUUGUGAGCGGACUUUUAUUUGUUUCUUUUCAAAUUGAAAUGCAUUAAAAAAUUAAAACUGUAUUCUGGUAUUUCAUAAUGAUUGUGAAUUAUAGGCAAAAUUCCCCCCCAAAUGGUCCGUUCCCCUUUAAAGGGGUGAUGGUGAAUACUGUGAGAGACUACUGUGGACCUAAAUAAUGGUCUGUUACUUGGCAAGUACUUUAAGCACCUUGUUGGUUGCGGCUGUUCUGUGUGGGAUAUUGUGCAAAAAGUGAGAAGUAUUUUUGGGUCACUUAUAAGCUUUGUUAUGAAAAAAAUUAUACCCCUAUCGUGUUACAUUACAAUGGAUCACCUACCUGUUCACGAUUUGCAGUUUGCAUCCCUGCAUAUUUAUGGAUUUAUUUUAUCUGCUUUAAAUUGUGAACAUUUUUAGUGGAAAUUUAAAUAGAAAUUGGGUUGAUGGCGCUAUCUGCUGGGGGGAAAAGAGUGCUGCUAAUAUGAAUACAGCAGAGGGCGCCGUCUCACUAGUCAAUUGACUCAACAAUUUCUGGCAAGUAGAUGCUUUGACCAGACAUGAUGUUGCUAACACCCCUUUUUUUUUCCGUACAGUACUAUGUCAUUGUUUAUUAAUGUGAUAAACUGAAUUGGAAAUGUGUUGAAUAACUCCGACAAUGUUAUCCAGCUUUCAUCGCGUGAGGGACUUUGUCAAAAAGAAAGCAGAAGUGAUCUGUUUGUGUUUUAUUUAUGACGGGCGGCAUUUAAAGUGUUCUUUAUUUACAAAAAAAAAAAAAAACAUUCAAACAUUGUAUUAAUUUUUUCAAUGCUUUAAUUUGUCAUUAAAUAGAUUCAUAAUGUCUUAGCUGAACGGUUGUAAAAAAAAAAAUACAAAGAGUUUAAGCAACUAUUCUUUGACUCUUUGGUGGGAUACUUGUUGGGCCCCCUGCUCUAGAGCAGUGGUCCCCAACAUAGCUGCGGACCGGUCAACGCUUGAUAAUUUGUCCCGCGGCCUGGUAGGGGGGGAAUUUUAUUUUAUUUUAUUUUUUUGUCGUGAAAAAGGGAGGUUUUUUAGGUUGGUGAACUAAUUGUAAGUGUAUCUUGUGUUUUUUAUGUUGAUUUAAUAAAAAAUAUAUAUAAUUAAAAAAAAUUAUGUGGCCCGGUACCAAAUCGAGCCCAAUGAAUCACACAUGUGCAUUUUUGGGGCUUUUUAUACAGCAGUUUGCCAUUCACAGAGGGCCUGGGAAUGUAACCCCAUAAACAGCAGGGAUCUGUGCUAUAUGGUCUUCAGUGUGGCAUUUCUGUGUUGUGGCGACUUAACUGCCUGCAACGUUUGUGCAAUGGUGCUCAUGUUGCUACAAAACAGUCCAGUUUGAACCUUAUUUGGUUUCAUGCAAACCUUAUAGACACGAUGGUUUGAUUUCCAUCAUGAAAUACUCCAGUGUUCUCUUGAACUGUUGACAAAAGACUGUUUUGGUCAAGAAAUACAAUAUAUAAAUAUGAAUGUAAAAAAAUUACAUAAACUUUAACCAAAUAACCUACUGUAGAUUAUUAAAUCACUUAAAAUCACUGAUUCAUGCUGACCUUUUUUUUUUUUCAAAAACUUAAAUUAUUUUAUGAAUGCUCUAAAAGAUAAUUUAAUUGAAGUUGAUGUCCCUAUUGGAUACCAACACUGCUCUCUAGUGGUGAUAGGGGGUUUAAUCACUUGGCAGUGCAAACAAACAAGAGGUUGUGUAAAACAUGAAAGGUGUUGUCAGAUUUGCUGAAUGCUAAUGUUGGCCCUGCGAUGAGGUGGCGACUUGUCCAGGGUGUACCCCGCCUUCCGCCCGAUUGUAGCUGAGAUAGGCGCCAGCGCCCCCCGCGACCCCGAAAGGGAAUAAGCGGUAGAAAAUGGAUGGAUGGAUAAUUCUGAAUUAUUCAUAUUUAUUUGCUGCUUUUCCAUUAAUGAUGAACGAGAAACCGUUUUUGAAGCCAGUGCAGCAAGAAGUGGAUCAUAUUUUGCCAACAUAGUGUUUCAUAUUUAUGUCCUAAUUUCUCUUUCUUGAUGACUUAACUGAUUAUUGCUUAUAUGAUCAUGUGACCCCCCCCCCCCCCCCCCCCCCACACACACACCCCUUAUAUAAUGUACAUCUGCUAAAAAUGUAUUUGGAUUGUUCUAACAUUUUGUAUUAUUUGUACUUUUUACUGGUAUUACUGCUGUUAUUAACAUCUUUUAUUUCAUGAAAUCCUUUGCCUGUGUUUCUGACAAACGUGUGAAUUUUUAAUCAUUAGUCACGUUUUGUCUGUCUUAUGCUGUGAAGUUGUGAUUUUGCACUUGAUUGUGUUGUAUGUUGUCAUUAAAAAGAAGUAAAGUUGUAGCCA